Molecule: messenger RNA, 2757 nt
Organism: Cannabis sativa
Lineage: Eukaryota; Viridiplantae; Streptophyta; Magnoliopsida; Rosales; Cannabaceae
Product: scarecrow-like protein 22
Exons: 2
Coding region: 431-2530 (699 amino acids)
Biological process (GO): regulation of DNA-templated transcription
Cellular component (GO): nucleus
Molecular function (GO): DNA-binding transcription factor activity; sequence-specific DNA binding
Source: RefSeq, a predicted model, not a curated record
CUCCCCUCUUUCUCCUCCUCAAACUCUAUGCAAAGAGAGUUUCAUAAAGGAGACUACUUUAUUUACCUUUUUCAUGAUGCACGCAUCCAUGGCAGAGACCCUCCUGACUACUUACUACUACUGCUAAUACACACAAAGGGUAGAAAAGAAAAAUACAUAUUACAAGAAAAACCAGAGCCAAGAAAGAAAGACAGAGAGUGAGAGAGAGAAAGAAAGAAAUGGAGUUGAAAUGAGUUGAUUCAGGCAAGUAUGGCAUGCGAGGAACGAUGGAAAAAUCCUCAAAACCCACUUCAGUUAGCUAAGAAAGUUUGAAUCUUUGGUGGGUUUGGUCGGAAAGAGAGGAAAAGGGGUAUCAGAAAUUGGAGGGUUUUGUUUCGAUUUGGAAAGAAAGAAUCGAAGAAGAAGAAGAAACCCCACUUAUGAUUUUCACAUGAGAAGAAGCCCGAGCCCUCCCACAUCGGCGGCAUCGACUCUCUCUUCGUCUUUCGGUGGUGGGGGAGGUGGCGAUACAGACAACAACAACAACAACAACAACACGGGAGGUGUGGCGCACGUUCUUCCGCCUGAGUCUGCUACUUCCGGCAAAGACGAGUGGAUUCAAGCUGGGGUUGGGGUUGAGGUUGGGGGGUCAGUUUUGGGCGAAAGAUGUGGGCUUGUUGUUGGGUUAGAGGAUUGGGAGAACAUGUUGUCAGAAACAGCGGGAGGAGUGGUGGCCGGAGAUUCUCCACCAUCGGGAGGAGGACAAGACCACUCACUUCUCAGGUGGAUCGCUGGGGAUAUGGAAGACCCUUCUUCUUUUGGACUCAAACAACUUCUUGAGUUUGAUGGCAAUGCCGGUGUUGGCUUGGGAAUCGUUGAUCAAGGUCCGGGCUUUGACCAUCUUAUGGCUGGGAUUAAUCCAAGUUUGGGUUUUUCUGGUUCUGUGUUUGUAAACAAUGACUGCAACAAUGUUGGUAGUGAGAAGAUUGGUUCAAUUGGUAUACAAAACCCCAUUUACUCAAAUUCUGGGAUUCAUAAUAAUAGUCUUCCUCUUCCUGUUUCUUUGCCUCAUGGAAUGAUUUAUUCAGAUGAGAAGCCACAGAUUUUGAAUCCACAAACGUUAAUAAACCAACAACAUCAUCAGCAGCAGCAGCAACAACAGGCCAGUACUACUCAGUUCUACACUCAAAAUCCAAACUUUUUUCAACCAUUAGAACAACAGCUUCAUCAACAUCAUCAUCAUCCCCAACCCAAGCGCCACAACUCUGGCAGUGCAGACCCAACAUCUCAGAUCCCAGGUAACGAGUUUCUACUAAGGAAGCAACAACAACAACAACAACUGGGUUAUCCUCAGUUUCUUCCUCAGCAGAAGCCAUUGAUGCAGAAAGUGGUGCUCGAAAACAACAACCAGCAACAGCAACAGCAACAGCAGCAGCUUCAACAACAUCAACAUGCUUUGCUGGACCAGCUCUAUAAGGCCGCCGAGUUAAUAGGGACUGGGAAUUUCACACACGCGCAAGGGAUAUUGGCGCGGCUCAAUCACCAGCUCUCUCCUGUUGGAAAGCCCCUUCAUAGGGCUGCUUUCUACUUCAAGGAGGCACUGAAUUUGCUCAUCUUGAACAACAACAACAACAAUAACACUAUUCCUCCUAAGUGUCCAUCACCUUUUGAUGUCAUUUUCAAGAUGGGAGCUUACAAAGUUUUCUCUGAAAUUUCACCUUUAAUACAGUUUGUCAACUUCACUUCCAACCAAGCUCUCCUUGAGGCCUUAGACAGUGCUGAUCGGAUUCACAUUGUCGAUUUCGAUAUAGGUUUUGGUGCUCAAUGGGCUUCUUUUAUGCAGGAGCUUCCUGUUAGGAACAGAGGACCUCCUUCAUUGAAAAUCACUGCAUUUGCUUCGCCCUCAACGCACCACCCGGUCGAGCUAGCGCUAAUGCGCGACAAUCUAGCUCAAUUCGCCAACGAGAUUGGUGUUGCUUUCGAGCUCGAAGUUGUUAACUUUGAUUCACUAGAACAAACCUCUUACUCAAUGCCAUUUUUUCGAGACCAGGGCGAGGUUGUUGCUGUGAACUUUCCCAUUUGGUCUGCCUCAAACCAACCAGCAGCAUUGCCUAAUCUCCUCCGUUUUGUUAAACAACUUUCCCCGAAAAUUGUAGUGUCAUUGGACCGAGGCUGCGAUAGGAGCGAUCUUCCAUUCCCACAACACAUCCUGCAAGCCCUCCAUUCCUACAUUAACCUAUUGGAGUCAUUGGAUGCUGUUAAUGUGGCUUCAGAUGCAGUUAACAAGAUUGAAAAGUUCUUACUUCAACCGAAAAUCGAGAGCUCAGUGCUCGGGCGCCUUAGAGCCCCGGACAAAAUGCCCCUUUGGAAGACGCUAUUCGCCUCAGCUGGCUACACACCCGUGACAUUUAGUAACUUCACCGAAACACAGGCCGAAUGUGUAGUGAAAAGAACUCCUGUGAGGGGAUUUCAUGUGGAUAAGCGCCAAGCUUCGCUUUCUCUUUACUGGCAGCGUAGGGAAUUGAUCUCGGUUUCGGCUUGGAGAUGCUGAUGAAACAAGAUUUAUUAUUACCAAUUGGAAUGAUGAACAGAGUUGCAAACACCAGAGAGGUUCCAAACUUAUUCUACUCUUGAUAUUUAAGUCAAAAUAAAUUGUUUUUAAGGAAAAUGAAAACUCUGUUCUUCGCAACCUUUGUUAUGACAUCUUCAAUCUUUGUGAAAAUUGUCAUGAUUAUUAUUAUUAUUAUCAUCAUCUGUCUAUCUAUUUAUUAUCUUCAA